Peronospora matthiolae is the source of this 294-nucleotide messenger RNA. Lineage: Eukaryota; Oomycota; Peronosporomycetes; Peronosporales; Peronosporaceae. The record is from the annotation of a GenBank genome assembly.
AUGUCAAGAAGUCGCCUGCUGCCGAUCGCCGUGGCUCCUCGUCGUGGCCGCUACAACCGGAAAGAUGCGCCAGACGCCGCCCUGAUUGGUCUUGGACGAAUUGACAAGAAUGUCAAGUUUAAAGUUCCAACGCAAGAAGAAAUGAAGAAACUUCUUGCUGUCUACACGAGCAGAAUGUCGCUCGCUACAAACGUCGGCAUUCAACAACUUGCGGCGCAACUAAAAGAGCACAGCACACUACAGUCGUGCCAACUGCUACCGCUUAGAAGCUUUUUUUUAUGCUUACUCCACUGA